AUGUCCAGUAGUUCCGAUGAAGCCCCGAGAGAAUCCGACUCAUGGGAUCCAACCAACGCUACUCAAUUGGAAAGUAUCAAAUCGAGUUUGGCAACGAGGGGGUUUCAAGAUGACCAAGCAAGAGUCGACAGAUUGAAGGUCAAUUUCCCUACUGGACAAGGUAUUACUUUCGGUGCAGCAAGGAGCUUCGCUCUGUCCGCUGCCGAGGGGUCUAACAUAACUCCAAGUCAAGGUACCUCAAGUACCGCAACUCAAACUUAG
Messenger RNA from Kwoniella mangroviensis CBS 8507, 261 nucleotides. RefSeq lists its product as uncharacterized. The coding region runs from base 1 to 261 and encodes 86 amino acids. The transcript is spliced from 3 exons. NCBI's taxonomy places the organism in Eukaryota, Fungi, Basidiomycota, Tremellomycetes, Tremellales, Cryptococcaceae. The record is from RefSeq and is a predicted model, not a curated record.